AUGGUUCGGACACCAGCAGAGGUCGGAUUUGAACUUAUCACCACUACUAAGAUUGAAGAGCUUCUAAACACAUUGCUGGCAAAAUUGAAGGAAAUCAGAGAAAGAUACAAUGGUGAGUUGGAAUACAUGAAAUCAUCAGAUCCACAGGUUGUUGGGAUAGCCGCUCUGUCUGCUUUGGAGUAUUUGGACGAGAAUGAUCAAGCUAGUCCUUAUAUCGAGCAGCUCAUUAAAAGACUUGAAGCAAUUCCACAAAGCGAAAGAACUGCUAAAUUCUUAAACCCCCAAUGGAAUAUUUCAAUUCAAAAUAACAAAUCGAAGAAAUUGAGAAGUGUUGGUAAUGAGAAUUUGUAUCAUGAGACUGAUAUUGAACGUACAAUUGAAAUAGCUGAAUUAUACGCAUAUAACAAGCUAUACAGUGAAGCAGCAAACGUUUUAUUAACUUCAGCAAUGGGAUCACCAACGUGUCAAUUGGCAGAGUAUUCUGCUAAAGUAGGAAUCUUACAAGCACAAUAUCAGAAUGUUUUCAACCAGGAUAAAAGAGUCGAGGCAUUUUUGACUUUAUCUUUAUCAAAUGAGCUUUACCUCAAGAGAUUAACAGAGCAGGAAGUUAUAUCAUAUUGGAGAGUCAAAUAUUUGAUAUUAUUUGCAUAUUUCCUCAAAAAGGAUUUCAAAGAGGUUACAGAGCAAAUAUUCAAACUUAUAACGGCUCCAUCCAUCCAAACCGCAUCUGGGAAAAAUAUAUCAGCUCUUCAAAUUCUUAAGGAUUCAAAUUUUGGUAAUUUCAUACACCGAGACGAAAUUGAGUUUGCUUCAUUCUUAUCAAUAUUAGCUCAUAAGUCACCAAAGGAGCUGGCAGAUAUAGUGAAUGAUGAACAUUUUAUAGCACUAAUAGGGACAAAAGUAUCAGAAACUCGCCCAUAUUUUUUGGCAUUAAACUCAGCUCAGUUUAAACAGUUGAAUUUAUUGUUGGACAAUUUGGAAGGAAAAACAAAGUCAAAUGUUUUCUUCAGGAAAGUUUGGCCAGUUUUAAGGCUAAGAAUGAGGGAAAGGGGAUAUAACUUAUAUUUGAAUCUCUCAUCGAAAAUUUCAGCAGACCAUUUAUCGAAAAGAUUGAAUAUUCCAAAAGAGCAGGUUAUUUCUGAAAUUCAAGAUCAUGUUAAAAAACUCCGCUUAGAGGUUGUUUAUGACCCAGAAACUGAAAUCUUUGAAGCUAAGAAAACAGAUAGAAGAUUUGAACUAGCUUCAAAAUUACAAAAACUUUCAGAAGAUUGUGACACUGUUGAAGCUAAUUUAAGAGAAAAACUUGAUUUAACACAACAAAAGGCAGAAAGAGCAGGUAAAAGUAUCGACAGAUGA
Messenger RNA from Hansenula ciferrii, 1356 nucleotides. Its product is annotated as COP9 signalosome complex subunit 11. NCBI's taxonomy places the organism in Eukaryota, Fungi, Ascomycota, Saccharomycetes, Phaffomycetales, Wickerhamomycetaceae. The record is from RefSeq and is a predicted model, not a curated record. The transcript is spliced from 3 exons. Bases 1 to 1356 code for a protein of 451 amino acids.